This is a messenger RNA of Dermochelys coriacea (leatherback sea turtle), 2024 nucleotides long. RefSeq names its product calcium and integrin binding 1 (gene CIB1). The coding region runs from base 155 to 727 and encodes 190 amino acids. The transcript is spliced from 7 exons. Lineage: Eukaryota; Metazoa; Chordata; Testudines; Dermochelyidae. The record is from RefSeq and is a predicted model, not a curated record. Gene Ontology annotation, molecular function: calcium ion binding.
CAGCCGGCCCCGCUGCGGGAGGCGGUGGCCCUUUAAGCGGGGCGUUGCCAGGGCGCGGGCUCCCGGAGGCGGAGACUUGACGUCCCGGCAGACGGAAGCGGAGCAAGUUGCGAAGGGCCCGGCCGGAGUUGCGGAAGUUGGGUCCGGGGCCGCCAUGGGGGGUUCGGCCAGUCAGCUGCCGCGGGACCUGCUGGGCGAGUACCAGGAGCUGACCUUUCUGAGCAAGCAGGAGAUCUUGCUCGCCCACAAGAGAUUCAGUGAGCUGCUGCCAAAGGAGGAGAGGGAGAGUAUCCUGCUGAAAAGAGUCCCCAAGAGCAAGAUCCUCACACUGCCUGAGCUGAGGGCAAACCCAUUCCAGGACCGGAUCUGCCGGGUCUUCUCCACUGCAGAGGAUGGGGAGGGCAGCAUGUCCUUCGAAGACUUCCUCGACCUGCUGAGCGUCUUCAGUGACACGGCCACGGUGGAGAUCAAAUCCCACUACGCCUUCCGCAUCUUCGAUUUUGAUGACGAUGGGACACUGGACAGGAAGGACCUGGAGAAGCUGGUGAACUGCCUGACAGGGGAAGGAGAUGAGACUAGGCUGAGUGACUCAGAGAUGGAUCAGCUCAUCCAGAACAUCCUGGAGGAGUCCGAUAUUGACAAGGAUGGGACCAUUAACCUCUCCGAGUUCCAGCAUGUCAUUUCUCGAUCACCGGACUUUGCCAGUUCCUUCAAGAUUGUGCUGUGAUGGCGCCACGUCCCUUCCAGCGGAGGUGUCCUGUGGCUGGCUGUGCCCAUGGUCUUUCCCUUCCUAGCCUGCUGCGUGGUUCUGCACCAUCACUGCACAGUGCUGGAUCCUUCCUCCUCUGGCAAACAUGCAAUAAUAUUGGUGACUCCAGUAUUGUGCUAGGAGUCCGGUGCCUUGGAGCACUCCUUCCAUAGUGCCUUAUGCAGGACUCCAUGGCACAAGACCUCUCCUGCCCAGCAUGCUGUGCCUUCUGUGUUCUUCUUGGCCUGCAAGGGUAGGGUCACAGAGUCCUUAAUGCAGCUGCCUUGUGCUUCAAACAAACUCCUGGCCCAUGGAGGCUACAGGUCCCAGCCUGUCAAGUCAUACCUGGAUCAGAGCAGAGGCUGCUGGGAUCAACCUGGCACAAAGCAUGCUGGGAUUUUUUGUCUCCAUAGGCUAUAUUUUCAUGGGCUUACUCCUAUGCAAACCAGGUGCAGUCCUCUGGGCCUACCCGGGACAUCCUGAGCUGGAGAGGGGAACUCCUGCUAGGGGCCUGUGAUAAUCCCGGGCUCACCUUCCUGAGCCUCUCUUUCUGCCUUCCACUAGCAAACUGGCAGCUAGGGCUCCAGCAAGGAGUCCUUGUGAAUGCAGCGGGCCUGGCUGGUUCCCUGAGGCUGCCUCACAUGGGCCAGGGGUCUGGCAAAGGAAUGUAGCACAAGGGGCUUGUUUUACUAUGCAAUAAUGUAAUUGGCACCUUAAAACGCUGCAGUGCCGCAGCUUUGCCCACUUUCCAACUCCCUCCUUUGGGACCAUGCACAGCUUUCUGCUCAGCCAGAGGCGGGGAGUGUCCUGGCAGGGCCUGGCAUGGGCCACAGCUGAGAACUGACUUGUAAAGCUUCUGCCUGUGCCACUCCCAGUCUGCCCUGCCCUGCCCGUCAGUGUGUCUGCCAGUGCCUACCUCCUUCCCAAAGCAGCAGCUGAUUCCCGUUGUCAGGCACCCUGGCCCUGGGUCCUUCCCCUGCUACUCAGUUGAUGUAGGCCAGGGGAAGGCAAUGGCUGCCAGGCAGAACGCUCCACUUGGUGGUCCCACCCUGCCAGCUGCUGUCUGAUGUGGUGCUAGUGCCUGCUGGGGGAGCAAAGAUUCAGGGUGUCUGUCUGUCUUUCUUUCUACCCUUUCUUUCAUGUGGUAAAGCAGCUGGCUUCCCCAUGCAGCUCUGCUGGGCGCUCCCCUACCAUGGGAGAGAGGCCUGCAAUAUUCUGCACGGGGUGGGGAGCUGCUCAGCCAUGUAUGGAGAAUGAAUAAACAACUGAAGUCUUA